This is a messenger RNA of Neogale vison (American mink), 2356 nucleotides long. It is a transcript of the gene LFNG, whose product is annotated as LFNG O-fucosylpeptide 3-beta-N-acetylglucosaminyltransferase. Gene Ontology annotation, molecular function: O-fucosylpeptide 3-beta-N-acetylglucosaminyltransferase activity. Gene Ontology annotation, biological process: regulation of Notch signaling pathway; pattern specification process. Gene Ontology annotation, cellular component: Golgi membrane. NCBI's taxonomy places the organism in Eukaryota, Metazoa, Chordata, Mammalia, Carnivora, Mustelidae. Bases 62 to 1198 code for a protein of 378 amino acids. The transcript has 8 exons. The record is from RefSeq and is a predicted model, not a curated record.
GCCGGUGUGCGGGGCAGGGCAGGGCGCACUGGUAGGGCGCGCCGGGGGCCGCCACCCCACCAUGCUCAAGCGCUGCGGCCGACGCCUGCUGCUGGCGCUGGCGGGCGCGCUGCUCGCCUGCCUGCUGGUUCUCACAGCCGACCCGCCGCCGCCCCCUGUGCCCGCCGAGCGCGGCCGGCGCGCGCUGCGCAGCCUGGCGGGCCCCGCGGGGGCGGCCCCGGCGCCCGGGCUGGAGGCGGCGGCGGCGCCCGCUGCGCUCGCCCGCGAGGUGCAUAGUCUGUCCGAGUACUUCAGCCUGCUGACCCGCGCGCGCAGAGACGCGGGCCCACCGCCCGGGGGCGCCCCCCGCCCCGCCGACGGCCAGCCGCAUGCCCCGGCCGAGUCGCUGGCGCCCCACGACGUCUUCAUCGCGGUCAAGACCACUAGAAAGUUUCACCGCGCGCGCCUCGACCUACUGCUGGAGACCUGGAUCUCGCGCCACAAGGAGAUGACGUUCAUUUUCACCGACGGGGAUGAUGAAGCCCUGGCCAGGCGCACGGGCCACGUGGUCAAUACCAACUGCUCAGCUGCCCACAGCCGCCAGGCGCUGUCCUGCAAGAUGGCCGUGGAGUUCGACCACUUCAUCGAAUCAGGGAGGAAGUGGUUCUGCCACGUGGACGACGACAACUACGUCAACGUGAGGGCUCUGCUGCGGCUACUGGCCAGCUACCCACACACGCAGGACGUGUACAUCGGCAAGCCCAGUCUGGACCGGCCCAUCCAGGCCACGGAGAGGGUCAGCGAGAACAAGAUGCGCCCCGUCCACUUCUGGUUUGCCACCGGCGGGGCUGGCUUCUGCAUCAGCCGUGGGCUGGCCCUGAAGAUGAGCCCAUGGGCCAGCAGGGGCCACUUCAUGAGCACAGCCGAGCGGAUCCGCCUGCCAGAUGACUGCACCAUUGGCUACAUCGUGGAGGCCCUGCUGGGCGUGCCGCUCAUCCGCAGCGGGCUCUUCCACUCCCACCUGGAGAACCUGCAGCAGGUGCCUGCCUCCGAGCUCCAUGAGCAGGUGACCCUCAGCUAUGGCAUGUUUGAGAGUAAGCGGAAUGCCAUCCACAUGAAGGGGCCAUUCUCGGUGGAGGCUGACCCAUCCAGGUUCCGCUCCAUCCACUGCCACCUGUACCCAGACACACCCUGGUGUCCCCACACCGCCGUCUUCUAGCAGCCAUGGUUGAAACCCCGUCCUCGGGCGCCCCUGGUAUCCAAAGGGCCCGGGGACCCGUGUAGAGCCGCCCUGGCCUUGGCAUUCGAGACUCCCCCAGGGCUGUGCCUGCGUGUGCGCACCGCGUGCAGUCUGCGGAGCAGGCUGCUGGGCAGUUCCGCUCUGCUGAGGAGCAGGCGAUCAUGCCGCUUGUCUGCUCCGUGGGGCCGCCGCCUCCUGAGCCCCAUCCCAGCAGGAUGGGCAGCAGAGGUCACCCUGCAGGCAGUUUUAUUAUCGCGGGGUCUCUGGGCAGCAUGGGGUCAGGGGCUGCUCUGCCGGGAUAGGCAGGUGCCUUUCCCUUCCUGUCCGUUGCAGGCUGGGGGCUGGGGGACCCUGUCUCUGGAGAUCCUGGCCCCCCCACCUCCAAACCCCCAGCACAGCUGAGCCACACUCAGUGCAUAGAAAGAAGCUGGGUUUAGGAGGAGUGGCCCAAGUCCCCUGCUCCUGCUGGCUCUGGACUCCGAGGGACAGCAGACAGCACCUGCGUCCUGCCAGCACCACCUCCGGCCCCCAUUAAGUCCCUAGUGGCCGUGGGGUGAGGGGAGUAGGGGCUCCCCUCCUGACCAUCCUGGGUGGGUAGUCUUCCCAGUCCUCAUGGUCUCUUUGUCUCCCCGUGUUGGGAAGACAGAGCUGAGCAUUUCAUCUCCUCUGGAAGCAGAGAGAAUGUCGCCCAUAGUGGGCGUGUCUGUAAAUAUUUGUGACAGUAAUUUUUUACUGUGCUUUUUUUUCAUAAGGGGGUGGGUAAAAGGGUGUUUUUGUCUGUUUUUCGGGGGGUGGGGUGGGGCAGGGUGGGUGUUAUUUUAUCUUUUCUGUGGAUCAGAAAAAGCAGAAGCCAAACUUGAGAUAAUCUUUGUUGUUCAAAGCGGUGGAAAGGCCUAGCCCCCCAGCGUAUUUAUGUGUCCCUGCGUGCGGACUGCCCGUGCCCCGUCCUGCACGUUACCUGUCUCCCGCAGGCCUGGUGUGGCCCACCGGGCCCGUGGCGUGUGUUUUGUCUUCUGUUUUUCUUUCUGCAAAGACAGAGCUUGGAAAGCGACGGAUAAUGGAAAAGUUCUCAGGGAAUUGAAGUGUGGUUGCCAUGGUGACGUCCUUUGCUGUGAAUAAAGGUGCUCUUUGGGGCAA